Molecule: messenger RNA, 3229 nt
Organism: Ilex paraguariensis (yerba mate)
Lineage: Eukaryota; Viridiplantae; Streptophyta; Magnoliopsida; Aquifoliales; Aquifoliaceae
Source: the annotation of a GenBank genome assembly
AGAGAGAGAGAGAGAGAGAGAGAGGGAAAAUACAUUUGUUUCAUGUAUGGCUGGAAGAGAAAGUUGAUAAUUUUUAUCAUCACCUACCAAACGUAUUUUAAAACCGCGUUAAAGACCGCAGUGCCGUGCAAUAUAUUAAUCAAAGUUGAAAGAGCAUUACUCUUAACUGUAUAAUUUGCUGUAAGAAAUUUGACCCCUCGGCUCCAAAAUCGUUCAUUGAUUGGAAAUUAGGAAGCAAUUAUAAGUCUGACUGGUUAAUCCAACUAAUAAUCCUUCAAUGGAGAACAAUUUGGAAGAGAAUUGUGGGGAUUUGAAUCCGAAGAACUCAGCGGCACAGAGGCUGCGGAGAUGGAGACAGGCUGCUUUGCUCCUGAAUGCUUCGCGCAGGUUACGUGACACCAUCGCCAAACUCUCUGAGCCUUGCGAAGCGGAGGCCACGUUCCGUGCGAAACGGGUCCAUGAGACGGUGAGAACUGCUUUCCAAGCCAGAUCUCAUCACUACAACAUCCAGGGUGUGCCACCUAGAGAUUACACUGUGCCUGAGGAAGUUAAGGAUGCCGGUUUUCAGAUUUGUGCAGAUGAGUUAGCAUCCAUCGUUGAAGGCCAUGACCUUAAAAAGCUGAAAGCUAAUGGCGGGGUAGCUGGUGUCGCAGAUAAGCUUGCUACAUCAACCACCAAUGGCAUUUCUACCGAAAGAAGUAGGCUGAGGCACAGAGAACUAAUAUAUGGAAUUAAUAAAUUUACUGAGAGUGAAGCUCAAAGUUUUUGGGUUUUCGUUUGGAAAGCCCUUCAAGACAUGACCCUCAUGAUUCUUGAUGUGUGUGCAUUUUCCACUUUGAUAGUUGACUUGGAAAUGAAAGGAUGGCUGAAGGGAGCUUACAAUGGCCUUGGAAUCAUUGCAAGCAUCUUGCUGGUGGUAUUUGUGACAGCAGUGAGUGAUUAUCGGCAAUCUUUACAACUCCGGGAUUUGGUGAAAGCGGAGAAGAAGUUUUCUAUUCAAGUUACGAGGGAUGGAUACAGGCAAAAAAUGUCAAUAUAUGAUCUGCUUCCAGGUGAUAUUGUACACCUUUGUACUGGAGACCAAGUCCCUGCAGAUGGGCUUUUUGUUUUAGGAUAUUCUGUGUUCAUUGAUAAAUCUACUUUGACAGGAGAAAGUGAGCCAGUUAAUGUUGAUGAUGAAAAUCCCUUUAUGCUGUAUGGAACUACGAUCCAGGAUGGAUCAUGCAGGAUGAUGGUUACCACUGUCGGGAUGAAAACCCAUCGUGGUAAAUUGGUAGCAACUCUUAGUGAAGGGGAAGAUUAUGAGACCCCGCUGCAGGGUAAAUUGAAUGAAGUGGCAACCAUCAUUGGAAAAAUAGUCCUCCUCUUUGCUGUAGUAAUGUUUGCAGUUUUUUUGUAUAAGAUGUCUGCUCGUAAACUGCAAGAGGGGACCCACUGGAGCAUUUCUGGAGGUGAUGCUUUAGAAAUGUUGCAGACAGUGGGAUCUGCAACUACUAUUUGUAGUGACAAAACUGGCACCAAAAAUGGAGGCAACAAAAAUGGUCGUUCAGCUCCGGUAAUGGUUACUGGAGGCAACAAAAAUGGGAAGUGGCAUAAUUCUUGCCACGAAAAGUCUUUUGGAAAUUCUCAAGCUUCAGACACAGUUUAUCGGAUACUAUGUCAGUCUAGAAAGAUUGGUAGUGUUAUUGGUAAAGGAGGUAAAAUAGUCAAAUCCCUGAGAGAAGAGACCCAAGCUAAGAUUACAGUUGCUGACUCUGUUACUGGCUCAGAUGAGAGAGUAAUAAUCAUCUAUAAUCGUCCUACAAAAAUCUUAAGAAAGCAUGAUACUGACAAUGAUGAGGAUCCUGCCACUUACCGGCUCAUGAAAACACAUUGCGCAGCCCAAGAUGCUCUCUUGAAAGUGCAUGACAGGAUUAUUGAGGAAGACCUUUUUUGCAGAAUGGAAAAUGGGGAUGAUAACGAAAAUGUUGUUACUGCACGCCUUCUUGUUCGAAACAAUAUGGUUGGUUGUCUUCUCGGCAAAAAUGGAGAUGUCAUUCAGAGAUUGCGAACUGAAACAGGUGCAAGCAUUCGUGUUCUCCCUGCUGAACAUCUUCCUACAUGUGCUAAGAACACUGAUGAAUUGGUGCAAAUAUCAGGUAAGCCGGUGGUGGUAAAGCAGGCUCUUUAUGAAGUGUCUACUCUACUGCAUGAGAACCACCGCAAGGAUAAACCACCUUUUCCCAUGGCUCAUGGAGGCCAAGGUUUUCAUCCUCCUGCUCCUUCUAUGGGAAAAAUGAUACCACCAGCAGAACACAAUGCUAAUCCUCAUGGUAUGCUGUGGGUUCCACGGAUGGGGAGAUAUGGGAACCAACCUUCUGGCUUUGUUUCAGGUGAUUUUGAUGGUUCUCCUACCGCAAAUGGUGGGGAAGCUCCAAACGAGUUUUCUUUGAAAAUUUUAUGCUCAUAUGCAAAAACUAGUAAAGUGAUAGGCAAGGGAGGCUUCAACAUGAAACAGUUACAGCAAGAGGCAGGGGCCAGUAUUCAUGUUGAGUAUGAGUUUGGGGAGUCAGAUGACUGUAUAAUUCGUGUCUCUCCUUUUGAGAAUCCUAGAUCACGAACUAUAGAGGCUAUUCUUCAGCUGCAAAACAGUGAACUUUCUGAUGAAGGUAGUAUCACAACUAAACUUCUUGUUCCGUCGAGUAAGGUAGGGUGCAUUCUUGGACGAGGAGGUAAUGUGAUCGAUGAGAUGAGAAGAAGAACCCGUGCACACAUAUGUGUUUAUUCCAAGGAAGAUAAGCCAAAGUAUGCUGCUGAAGAUGAACAGCUUGUGCAGAUAUCUGGAAACUUUAGUGUUGUUAAAGAUGCAUUGGCUGAGAUUGCAUCAAGACUUAGAAUGAGAUAUUUGCGAGAUGCAAAUGCUGGAGCAGAACCUGGUCCUGUUGGGCAAUUUCGAAGAUCUGGUCGUUCAGGAAACUUACCUGGUGCAGGGACACCUCCCCCAGCCCCAUAGGAGCCGCCGCACCUUUGGAGGCGAUGAAAUUUUAAAGGUAACUAAAGCUGUGUAUUGGUGUCCGCUCGAAGGACCAUGUUUAAGUUUAUGAUAAACUUGCGCUUUGAUUGCCAAAAAAAUAAUUUUAUUGGUUGAAGAAUUGUGGUAUUAUGCGACAUUGUGUGGAUUCAUAAGCCCUUUUCUUUUGUUUAACUUUAGGGUUUGAGAGAUAAAUCAAAGAAUUGUUUGAGGAGGAAG